Messenger RNA from Lottia gigantea (owl limpet), 5280 nucleotides. RefSeq lists its product as hypothetical. The transcript is spliced from 29 exons. Gene Ontology annotation, biological process: developmental pigmentation. NCBI's taxonomy places the organism in Eukaryota, Metazoa, Mollusca, Gastropoda, Lottiidae. Gene Ontology annotation, cellular component: cytoplasm. The record is from RefSeq and is a predicted model, not a curated record. The coding region runs from base 1 to 5280 and encodes 1759 amino acids. Gene Ontology annotation, molecular function: protein binding.
AUGGAGCCUCCUCUGUACGUAUUAGCAGAGCUUUCUCCAAUGGAGGAACUCAAUGCACCACUGAACAGAUCAGCACGAUUAAGGUAUACAUGUAUGUCAGUGAGUAAGAAAUAUAUAGCAUUAGGCAGUAAUACUGGUGGAGCUUAUAUAUUUACCAGAGAUACACUCAAGUAUUUACAAGUUAUAUUUGGGGAAGUGGAAUCAUCAUCAGUGGGAGUUGUUUCAUUAAGUCAAGCAACUGACAAUCAUGUGGCCUUUACAACCAGUUCAGGACAAGUGAUUGUCAUGGAGAUGAAUUUGGAGAAGAGAUUAAAACCUGAGAGAGUGAGGUUGAGCAAUGAUCAUGCAGGUUAUACUGUUACUACUUUACAGUGGAAUAAAACAGGGAAUAAGUUGUUUAUAGGAGACAAUAGUGGGAAAGUUACAGUUGCUCAUGUUCCUCUUACCAAGGCUAGUGUAUUAUUCAAUCAACCAACAGAAAUGAUAGCUAGACUAGAAUCAGCUAUAGUACAAAUAGAUUAUAAUCACGAAAAAUUACUGGUUUCUACUUUAACUAGAUGCUACUUGUUUAGUACACAAAGUGAAAAUAUUGAAAGGAGUAUAACUGCUAGGUUUAUUAAAACUAGACACCAGUAUUCACAGAUUGGAAAAAAAUUAAGAGAUGGUGAAUUUGGUGCCUGUUUCUUUGUAGAACCCAGUUCUAAUAUACCAGUUGUAUAUUGUUCACGACCUGGCUCUCGAAUGUGGGAGGUUGAUUUUGAAGGAAAUGUAUUAAAUACUCAUCAGUUUAAAAAGUUAUUAUCUAUCUCCUCUACUCCUAUUGUACAUUUCAAUAAAUCUAGUCUGUUAACUGAAUAUUCUUCUACUACAGUAAUCAGUCCUUCUGUAAAUUUCAAGAAAAUGUAUACUAUUGGUCAGUAUAUAAUAACAUGGUGUACUACUGGACUCUAUGUAUUUGAUACUAUUAAUGUUAAAGUUAUACUCUGGUCAUAUGAUAUUCAAGAUAUAGAAGAUUUGUGUGUAUAUGAAAACAGUGUGUUUAUAUUUCAUAAUGAUCAAUCUAUAGAACAUCUUUACUUGUUUAAACUAGAACAGUGUAUCAAUCAUCUAAUUACUAAGAAAUGUUGGUUACUGGCAGCCAAUACACUCUUUCAUUUUAAACAACAUUAUCUCAGUUAUUUGAGAAGUAAAAUUUCUCCUCAGACAGUGAAAAAUGUGAUCCUAAACAUAAAAAGAGAAGAACAUAGAGACUUGAUUAAUUCUCUAACAGAAUUGAUAAUUGUUCAGCUGAGUUCUCCCACAUCAGAUCCAGAAGGACAAGAUAAACUAAACCACAUUUAUCCUAAUCAUAGUGAUACUAAUAGUGUGGCUUCAUUUGAUUUAACAUAUACAAGUGAUUCAGGUAGUGAGGUAGUGUCUCCUCAAGUGUUUUGUGGAGUUCAUGAAAGUAACAAAAUGAAAAAUAAUUUGAAAUCUGAUGAGGAUACUCAUAAGAAUGUAGGUGUGGCUUCAGAAGCUUCAAACCUCAACCAUUCUGAUCUCUCUAGUGAUAACCAUGCAGACAUUUCACUCGUAUCUACGGAUCUUGACUGUGAUUCCAUAUACGAUGAUUCAGAAUUGUCAAAAAUUAGUAUUGAAGCUGAUGAUUCUUCUGCUGAAGAUGCCACAAAAAAGGAGUUCAAAACUUUUACUACCAAACUGAUAGACUUUUCUCAUGAAGAUGGUUUUAAUGGUUCAAAUGAAACUGCUGAAGAUUUUAGUAUUGAUGCACAUAGUACACCAAAAGAAGUGGAACCUCAUGAAGUAGAUUAUGGCAAGAAACAUUCAGACCAAUCAUUGCUCAAUUCUUCUCAGGAUUUUUCAAAUGAUUCAAAUAAUGUAAGCUUCUUAAGCAACAAUUCUGGGAUAGAAAACACAAGUCAUGUUGAGAAAGAGCAUUUUAUAGUUGAAAAAUCAAGUUCAGCUAUGUUUGCUUUUCAAAAUGAAAGGGAGAAUUCAAGAGAAAAGCCAAUACAGAUUUGGUCAUCUGCUGAAAAUCAUCAAGACAGUGAGACUGUGAAACCAGAUCAACCUGUUUCAAAUGAGAGUGAGAAAAACAAUUCAACUGGAAAUUCAGUACAAUCAUCUACCAUGAAUGAAGAAGAGGAACAAACUAACUAUAAAGAUACACCUGUAGCAGUUAUUCCAGAAGUAGAUGAUGACAUCAUAGUAAAAAAGAAAUCUAAAAAUAGUUCUAGAAGACGAAAAGUAAAUGAAAUAGAUUUAUUAAAUGGACCAGGCCUAAAUAGAAGUCCAAGUGUAAAAUCAAAGACUAAAAAGAGAGAAUUAAAAACGAAAAGAUCUGUGAGUGUACCAGCCUUAGAUAACAGUCUGAUAAUAAAGAGGAAAGAUAUAGAACAAGAACAUGAUACUGUUUCACUCUGCAGCAUGGAAGACAUCCACCGUUUUUCAACUCCAGACACACUGCCUGAAAAUCAACAGCAAUUCAAAGACUCUGAUACCAUCUCCUUAAACAGUUUAGAAGAAAACUCAUCAGAAACAGUAUUACCGUUGAUUAAGCGUCUGUCUUUAAGUGGGAUAACUACCAGUCUUGAUGAGCAGCAGAGAGAAACUUCCUCUUCUGUAGAUAGUUUGAAUACUAUUGAUAGUCCUAGUGGCAGUUUAUCACAAUCACCUAGAGUUACUCUAAUGGCUGUUAAAGACAGCCUUGCCAUGAAGUUAAAGAAAGGAAAGACAUUUAUUAAAACUAUGAAAGAAAAAAGUCAACUAUCAAAGUCACCUACUGUACCAGACAACAGCUUUGCUGACACACUAACUGAAGAGCAUCAGAUUGUAAUGUCUACAUUAAAUGAACAAAUUGUGAGAGCAAAGGAUGAAACAGGAAAACCAACAGAAGUCCCAAUAUUUCUGCCAAAAACAGACAUUAGGAACUUAAUCUCUGCCACAGAAGAAGCUCAAAACAAACUUCAGGACAUUCAAGUGAUGUUAGAUCCUUCGCUUUUAGCACAAACUCUCAAUGAAUGGGUCACUGUUCUAAAUACAACUUUUAGAACUUUACAGAAAGAAACAAAUGCAAAGACCGCUUCUUCAAACGACAAUACAAAAACAUCUGAUAAUGUUGAUGAAGAUACAACAAGCCCAUUAGAAGUAAAUGUACCAUGUGCCUCCUCAAAUGCUUCAAGUGCUUCAAGUGACAGUUCUCAGGAUACAAAAUGGUGCAACACAUUUGACCCAUUUGGUUUAGAUGUGGAUUUAUUUCCUCAGGUAUCUGAACUGACCAAAUUGUGCUUCCAAACCUGUUGCCAUGGUAAUGUGUCUGCCUACAUAAAUCCUAAAAUAACUUUAUGCUGUGAUAAAGGAAAAAGUGAUACAGAUGCCUUAUAUUCUGCUCAAAACAAGUGCAAUGAUUGUGAUAAAGAUCCAGACCAAUGUGAUAAUCAUAAAAUAUGUGAUGAAAACAAUUGUGAUAACCCAAGAUCUCUAGGUGAUCAAAAUAGGUGUGAAUGUCAGUCAGAAAGCUGUUUGUCAACAAAUAGUGUCAAUGUAGAUUUUCAGCCUGAAAAUGAAACAUUACCAGACACGCAUCAGACAACAAAUGAUGCUUCAGAUAUGAUGCAUGACAUACAAAAUCAUAGUGAGGCUCCAGAUAAAGGUCAUGAACUCCAGAUGACAACAAAUUCCAAUACAGAAACACAAGGUCAUCCUGUACCCAAUUCUUUAAAUUAUUUGUAUAUGGACACAAAUUGUAUAAUUGAGUGUGAUGAUUUGGAAAUGAGAAGCCAUGAGCUUGCUAGCACUAGCAGAGUCCAAGAUCCUAGACAACAACUGGAUCAAGAACUCUCAGUGUUUGUUAGAUGUUACUUUGCCUUUCUUGGUACAAAUGUGAUCAGACAAUUUUUGAAUGAACAAAAGGAUGUAUUGUUUAAGACCUGGUUAACGUUGAUAGAGUGUUGUCAGGAAUUAGGUAAAGAAGAUCCUAUUAAGAUGUAUAUUAAUCAACAUGAUGUUAAUGAUGCCUUGGAUCAUCUACGAUCUGGAAUAAUUAAAUAUAAAGAUGCUUUUCUAGGACAUUAUGCAAGUAUAUUUGGUAUGAGUGUAUAUAAAUGUAUAGAAUUUGGUAAAGAUGUUCCUGAUAAAGUUUCACCAUUAGAUAUUUUAAAUCUUUGUCACCAUUAUAACAAACCUACACAUCAAUAUCUACUCAAAUACAUUAUGAUGAGAUAUAAUGAAGCACCUGAAUAUAAUAGAUUGAAAACUCUACACAGUAUUUGUGAACAUCCAGAAGUGAAAUUAGAGCUUUUGAAAUGUUUGUUAACAAGAAAAGAUGGAUUCAAGUAUGAUAAACCAAGCCCUGGUAGCCAUCUUGUAAAAUGGACACACCAUAAGAUGAUUAAUGAUGUAUUAAAUAUGAUUGAUAAUAAACAAGAACAGAAUAAAGCUGAAAUGAUUUGUGAAGAAUAUGGGUAUUGGUUGGGUUAUUUAAGAUUAAUAGAUACAGAUAUAAGAUGGAGAGAUGUCAUGCAUUUAAUUUGUUGUCUUGGCGAUAUUGAUUUAUUAUGUACAAACAAUGAUUUUAGUUAUACACCUAAAUCCACAGGAGAAUGGAAAUGUUUAUUACAAGAAGUUCUAUCAUUGGAAUCAGAUAAUGUUUCUAAAACGUGUUUGGUGCCAGCAAUUCCUGAUUUUAUACCUUCUUUAACACUAGAGAAUACUGCAUUAUUAUUAGUAGAUUAUCUGGGUCCACAUGUAGCUGCUAACAUGUUGCAGGAACUCAGCCUAGAAGAUGAUAGAAGCUUGUCAAAUGAUUUUUAUCAAAAAUGUAUUUGUAAAGCUAUAACUCAAGCACAGCAAGGUGUAGUGAUACAUAAUAUGUUAGAGAAGUUAAAUACAUAUCUAUGGUCUAAAAAACCUCAAAAUAUGGCUCCUCAGAUACACUAUGCUGUGAAUGGUGAGAUAUCUAGUGUCAGAAUACUAACUGAUUCUACUAUAUCUUCUAGUUAUCAAACAGAUUUUUCCAGAUUAUCAGCACCAGGAAGAGUGAUACAACUUGGUUUAGAAGAUGCUGAAUGUCAUUGGGGAAUACAGGCACAGAUAAACAGUGAAUAUAGUAAUUGUAAUUUGUAUAUUUCAGUGAAUGUAGUAAUUGUAAUUUGUAUUUCUGUUAAUGAAUUAAUUGUUUUCGGUAUAUUUCACCAUAUGGAACCUGGAACUCUCAUCUUUCAAUGUGGCCAUGCAUUCCAUAAAUAUUGUGUUUCUAGACAAGAGUGCCCAUUAUGUUAA